Musa acuminata AAA Group (dessert banana) is the source of this 2086-nucleotide messenger RNA. Its product is annotated as acyltransferase GLAUCE-like. Bases 480 to 1979 code for a protein of 499 amino acids. The transcript is spliced from 2 exons. Gene Ontology annotation, molecular function: acyltransferase activity, transferring groups other than amino-acyl groups. Lineage: Eukaryota; Viridiplantae; Streptophyta; Magnoliopsida; Zingiberales; Musaceae. The record is from RefSeq and is a predicted model, not a curated record.
UCUUCUGCAGUGUUUGGUUUCUUUUAUGUUGCUGUUGUUAUGUUGUUUGUCCAGUAUAUCAUGUGUUAUUCGUGAAAGGAUCUUAUGGCGGGUUCACUGUUCUUCUUUAUCAUGAUUAACUCGUCAAGAACCUGAGGGAUUUGAUGGCCUUGUUUCUUCAUGCUUGACCUAACAUAUGACAGACAGAUGGUCAUGUCAAGCUGCCAUGCAGUAACCUAGUUUUGAUUCAUCUCUGCCGGAAAGGUUGUAGACUUUUCUUGUCUUGCAUGGCUGUGCAAGCAGCAAGUGAUAACUAUCCUUUACAUUUUAUAUGUUACGUUCUGUUCUCAGAUCUCAGUGUCGUUUUAAUCUUUCUCUGUUCGAUGUUUGGAUGAACGUGAGUUUGAUCAAAGGUGAUUUUUAUGGGCCGGAAAACUACUCGAUUCUUAUGACAUAAGCCACUGUAAUCGUGCCAGUUUCUGAGGACACACGAACAAAGAAUGAGCGGGUGGCAAUCGAGGACAUCGCAUCGAAAGGAUGAUGAUGCUGUUCUUUGUUUACUGAGGAGACAAUUCUUACGCUAUCAUGUAAUUUUUGUGCAGCAGUUGGAUCAUCUUCAUCUUCUCUGCUCUCACACCACAGCGGGAUCAUCCAUGGGCUGUGUGUCGACAGAGAUCGCGGUUCCCUUGACGGAGCAUGAUGUCGAACGAGGAGAAACAUAUGCUCUGCUUUCUCCGAGAAAUCCGAUGCCCUUGAAGACGAUCCAUCUGUCGAACAUCGACCAGACAGCAGCUUUCCCCGUCGAGACCGUCUUCUUCUACGAGACGACGCCGGACGGAGCAGAGUCCACGCUCGACAUCAUCGAAAGGGUGAAGAGGUCGGUGUCAGAGGAGCUGUUGGUCCCUUACUACUUCAUGGCCGGGAGAGUCCACUUCAACGUCGAAACGAAGAGGCUGGAGCUUGUCUGCAACAAUGCCGGCGCCCUGUUUGCCGGUGCGACGUCGAGCCUUAGCUUGAAGGAGCUCGGCGACCUCUCCGCGCCGAAUCCGUCGUUCCAGCGUCUCGUUCUCCGAGCCGAGGAAUUCGGCAGCCUCCCUGAGACUCCCAUCUUCACGAUCCAGGUGACUCGAUUCAGAUGCGGCGGGUUCUCGAUCGGUUUCAUGACGAACCACAGCAUACUCGACGGGAAAUCUGCAGUCGAGAUGCUGGACAACCUUGCUGCCAUUUGCAGGGGUGAAGAGCCGAGGAACGUGAAGCUUCAUGUCGAUAGAUCCUGUAUCCGGGCAAGAGAUCCACCACAGAUACAGUUCGAGCACGCAGAGUACAUGAAGCCGACGGAAGCCAGCAGCUUGGUCUCCCCGGACCAGCCAUCUCCAUCCUCGUUCGUGUCGAUGCUGUCCAAGAACUACGAGUACGAGGUGGCGUCUCUGAGUCUCGACAUGAUCGAUGGCCUCAAGGAGAGGGCCACGGCCGGGUGCUCCAGCUUCCAGGCGGUGGUGGCUCACCUGUGGAGGGCGAGAACGAGGGCGGUCUUCGAUGACCCAUCGGAGACCUCCUCGGUGCUGUUCGCCGUGGACGUCAGGUCGAAGAUGACACCGCGGGUGCCGGAUGGGUUCGUAGGCAACGCGGUGGUCAUGGCCAUGGCGAGCGCCAGGGUGGCGGAGCUGACGGAGCAGCCGCUGGGCUUCGCGGUGAAGAGGGUCAGGGAGGCGAUCCAGCGGGUGACGGACGAGUACAUCAGGUCAGCGGUGGAUUGGCUUGAGGUCAACAAGGGAAUGCCCGCCAUCGGCCAUGGCAACUUCAUCGUGUCAGCUUGGUGGAAGCUGCCAUUCCACGAGCUGGACUUCGGGUGGGGGAAGCCGAUCUACGGAGGGCCAGUGGUGAGCGUGAUGCAUGAGUGCGUGCUGCUGCUCUCGGACGGCAAGGGUGGCAUCAACAUCUGGCUUGCACUGGAGGAGGAGAAGAUGAAGAGCUUCUUGAGCUAUGUGUACGAGCUGUGACACCAAUGCAUGGCUGCAAAGCUGCUGUUGGCGUCACAGUGCGUAGGCAUCAAAUGCUUCUCCUAUCUUUGCAACUUAUAAUAAAAAGACACAGUCAUGAUGCUUCG